AUGUUAUUUAUUAAAAGAUUUUAUAGCAACGUCCAACGUAUUGCACAAAUCGUCAGUGCAAACAAACCUGGAGAUACACUGCAAGUACAGGGUUGGAUUAAAAAUGUAAGGCGGCUAAAGAAUAAUAUAUUUCUGGACAUCAACGAUGGUUCGACUAGCAACAAAUUCCAGCUUGUUGUGCCGCGUAACUCCGCCACACAGCAGCUGACAUCCGGCUGCGUUGUCAGUGCUGUUGGUUGUGUUCAGGUGGCGCCCAAUGGACACUACGAGCUGCACGCCGAUGAAGUGCAGCCAUUAGCUGAUGGUCACCUGCGCGAUGGCUAUCCAUUCUCGCCCAAACAGAAGCAUGCACCCGAGUAUGUUCGGGAGCAUCUACAUCUGCGUUCCCGCAUCGACUAUAUUGCCGCCCAAAUGCGUGUCAGGCACCGGGCACAGAAGGUGAUUCAUGACUAUAUGGACGAGCAACACUUUAUUCAGAUUAACACCCCCAUGUUGACUACCAAUGACUGUGAAGGCGCCGGCGAGGUGUUUCGUGUGCAACCCGAUUCGGAGCAGCUGCUCAAGCAAAUGGCACGUCCCAAUGUGGCUCCGGAACAGAGUUACUUUGAUCAGAAGGUUUUUCUAACCGUAUCCGGUCAGCUUCACUUGGAGGCCAUGUCCUAUGGGCUGGGUAACACGUAUACGUUGACGCCUGCAUUUCGUGCCGAAAAUUCCAAAUCUCCGUUGCAUUUGGCUGAGUUUUACAUGUUCGAAGCGGAGCUGGUCCAUAUGGAGCAGUUGGACAUGCUGGCAAAAUUUAUAGAACGUAUGCUAAAAGAGAUAAGCAAUCGUCUGCUCAAUGCUAAUGCUGCCGAUGUGCAUUUUUGCCAACAAAGUGCCAAUUCUAGCUCGGAUUUAGCCUGGCUACAAGUACCUUGGAAAAGGCUAUCAUAUGACGAGGCCCUAGCUCUAGUUGUGGCUAACAAAAGUAGUUUCAAAAGCGCAGUUGACGCUGAUGAGGGUUUCAGCAAGGAGCAGGAGCUGUUUCUAGUGCAACACUGUGGAACUCCAGUCUUCGUGAUGGACUGGCCGGCACGACAGAAACCCUUCUACAUGAAGACCUCGCGCAACAACCCAGAGCGUGUGGACGCCUUGGAUCUGUUGAUGCCAUCAGUGGGCGAGUUGUGCGGUGGUAGCCUGCGUGAGAGUGAUGCCGAGCGCCUUAAGAUGCAUCCACAGCUGCCCAAGGAUUUGUCCUGGUAUGUGGAACUGCGCAAAUACGGUGGAUUGCCAACCGGCGGAUUUGGCAUGGGCUUCGAGCGAUAUCUGCAGCUGCUGACGGGUGUUAAGAAUAUACGGGAUGUCAUACCGUUUCCUCGCUAUCCGCACAGCUGUAAAAUGUAACCACAACACUAAUCGAUUAUUGUAUAAAUUGUUGUUAUUUUUCGGAAAGU
Messenger RNA from Drosophila innubila, 1433 nucleotides. RefSeq names its product probable asparagine--tRNA ligase, mitochondrial (gene AsnRS-m). Gene Ontology annotation, cellular component: mitochondrion. Lineage: Eukaryota; Metazoa; Arthropoda; Insecta; Diptera; Drosophilidae. The transcript has 4 exons. Bases 1 to 1383 code for a protein of 460 amino acids. The record is from RefSeq and is a predicted model, not a curated record. Gene Ontology annotation, molecular function: ATP binding; asparagine-tRNA ligase activity; nucleic acid binding. Gene Ontology annotation, biological process: asparaginyl-tRNA aminoacylation.